Molecule: messenger RNA, 3932 nt
Organism: Porites lobata
Lineage: Eukaryota; Metazoa; Cnidaria; Anthozoa; Scleractinia; Poritidae
Source: the annotation of a GenBank genome assembly
AUGCAUUCCGUUUACAUAGGGCAGUCCAAAGCAUUACCUGUGUUGAACUGUCGGGAUCUCAAACUAAAAUUACCCUCUGCUGCCUCAGGAGUCUACUGGAUUGACCCGGAUGGUGGUUCCCAUGGGAACGCUUUCCAGGCUUACUGCGACCAACAGACAGCUGGAGGGGGCUGGACACUAGUUUGGAGUUAUACCUUCACGGAUUACAAAAAUUUUGGCAGUGGCUCAAACGCAGUCACCCCUCGUCCCACCUGGACAGCCAGGGAUGCCAACACUCGGGUAUCUACAACAGUUCCACUCAGCGAGACCCACUAUGAAGCCAUGGACUUUGCUUUGUGGCGUACUAUUGGUAACCAGACUCUGAUUAAAAGUAACAUUAACAACUGGAUCGUUUGCAUGGAGGGCAGUGGUAGUAUAGUGAGACAGAAGGCCGGGUCACUCAGCUGUAAACUGGUUAAACAGGUUUCACAGCAGUGUGCUGGGGUUGUACCAACAUCCAUUGUGUUGAACAGUCAUGGACCUCACCUGUCCAGUACCAGUCUGUACUACUAUUUUGAGGGAAGUAUAACGAGCGGCAAUUGGCCCACACAUGAUCCAUGUGGUAAAGACCAAGUAAAUCAGUUAACAGGUGUAGCUAAUCCACAUGGUAAUAUCUUUAUUCGUUAAUUUCAGUCGUUUUAAACUCAAUCUAUUUCUUUUACUCCACCUGGUUUAAAUGAGAUAAAAGCUACAAGAAAGACUUAUCGCCAAUUAUAUAAUCUUUCGCAGAUAAAAAAAUGGUGCCCUUCGCAGACAGAACCAUUAUCAACUUUCCUUGUCAGGCCACUUUAAAACUUGCUUACUUAACCUCGCAGUUUUCGUAUGAAGUGUUUUUGUUGUUCUCAAUUUUCUUCUAACGCCGCUCUCUGAGUGUAAUUAAAGCGGGGUGACCUUGCAAUGAUUGCAGUUCAUUUCUUUUGGUCCCCAAAAUUAUUUUGUAUAAUCAUGUUCCUCAACUGAAGGAAGAGUUUUUAAAAACAAAGUCACAAUUCCAGUGACAAUGCAGGUGUGAUCUAAAUUUAUUGCCGAACGAAUAAUUUUGUUUCUGCUUAAAAAAAACCUACCACGUCCUCUGAUAUACUGGAUUUUUUUUUCUCGUUAAUCCUUUGACCCUUCUUUCUGUAUUUUACUGCUGGUUCAGACUUUUUUAGAGGCCAAGGCACAGUUAGACCAAAAUAAGCGAUUUUCGCGACUCUUUAUCAGUCUUGAUCCAAAAUUAGAUACUCCUCAUCAUACCAGCUGGUGCAACACAUACGAACUGCUGCCGUUUCGCGUCAAACAUUUGACAACUGGGAUGUACAUUCUCAAUUUUAUAUUUUAAUCCUCUUAAAUUGCGAAAAAUAGGCGGUUGUGUCAACUAAAAGCUAUACCAACUCCGCACCCGGGUUGCAAACUGAGUCAUUUUUGCCCUUACCUCAACGCAUACACAUCUAAAGUCAGACCAAACGGAUUGAGAAGGACUAAAAAGCGGCAUACGGAACCUAGGGCACCGGACAUUUCUAUAUAGCUUAAAAUGAACCAAGGUGGUUCUUAUUCAGACAUUAGUAUCGCUAUUGUUUCAUCCUUUGCCUGUCGCUGCUUACUCGCUGUAUUUAUAAUUAAAAACGGGACCAUAAACCCCGGGGGCUGCCAUAUGGGGGUAAUGAGUAUGUGUCGCUGAGAAAAGGGUUAUUUUAAGCACUUGCCUCGCAAACUCAGUAUGAGAGUAAAUCCUUACGUUUGGUCUCAAAUUGCGUAAUCCUUAAAAUGGCUGUGAACAUAAAAGAUUUGUAUGGAGAUUCAGGUAAAAGAUCCAAGAAGAUAAAUACUCGCUAGAAUUUUCAAUAAAAUACACCUUACCUUAUUUGCUUUGCUUGUCUUUGCUUGCUGUGCGAUCCAUUGUGAUUUAAGCGAUUUCCUUUAACCCCGAGUUUGCACUCUAAGAGAAAGGACCUUUCAAUUAGAGAUAUAGGGAACGAAAUAGGGUUGCAAAACUGCAAUUGUACAGCUCUAGUUCAGGCUAACUGUUCCAGGGUAAGAGUACUUCCUGGGGGCAAUUGAUUGGACAAAAUCCAGAAAUCAGUCAGUUGAAACGUGCUGAAACUCCUCCCUUUUAUCCUGAGGGUAUACCUGUAUAAAGCAAUAGCUUGUCACCACUGUUUCCAUUGAGUAACGGUUGAGGAAGUUGGAGAGCACGGCGUUGUCGUUGGCCUUGCACAAACCACAAACCGGAAAUGUUUCCCCGUGACCGUUUGCCCAUUUUGUUUACCUUUUUCGGGGUUUUCUUCAAUGCCAGGUGAGGCCGACUUUCUAUUUGAAUUUUAUUCUCUCAGUUUGCUUUAGGAAAACUCAAUGUUUUUCUCCAUGCUCAGGGUUUCCCAACUUCGAAAGUUUGUCAGUCUCAGAGUUGUGUGAUGUUUAUAUGUUAUUUUCAACGAUUUAAUGGCCGAAUGCACGCAGCAAGAAUUGGCAUUAACAUUGUUACCCUUGCCUGCCCAAGAAAGAACGGGCGCGCUUGUCUUCCUUUCGCGCGCUCGUUCUUUCUUGCGCCCACUACUUCCAAGCGACAGCUACGCAGGCUGUGUUACCCGGGAGUGUACUCUUCUCUAAAAAAGACAGAGGUGCUUAUCGUACGCAUUAAAAACUGUGAAAGGGUAUCCCUUAAAGUUAACUUUGUAAUUUCUUUAGAAGCUUAUGAUAUAAUCUUACUACCUGAGCUAGUUAACCAAUAAAAUUUUAUUUAAAAUUUGAACUGCGCUUUCACCCUGGCGUGCGACCUGACGCACGUUUCGGUUGGGACCCCACGCACCCAAAACCUGUUUUGAAACAGGUUUGAAUGAUAUAAAAACUAGCCUCCCACGCAGACGUUUUUAGGGGUUCGUCACGCGUUCCUGUCCCACAGGAACGCGUGACGAACUCCUAAGAACGUCUGCGCGGGAGGCUAAAAAACAACAGGAGUCCUAACGGUUACAUUUCUGUCAGUUGAAAAGUCAAUCAUUUUGGGCAUCUGUGUCUGAGCAAGUUCCAGGAAGUGUUGGCCUGAACCAGAGGUUCUGGGUUCAAAUUUCUGACGAAGUCAAGGGAUUUUUUCAUUUAACUUGUGUGGUCACCUCAAUUUUUUUUUUUUUUUUUUUGCUGUGCUGACGCUCAGUUUUUUAAGGGCUAUUAUUUGUAGCACUUCACUCCAAAGUUAACUCCAUUAAAUUCUGCAAUGUAUUGACAUGGCUCAACAAUUUUUCAGCGGUCUUCAGGUAGGGAAAUCGUCAGUAGGAUUAUCCAUAGAAAAACCUGCCUUGAACUGUAAAGAUCUGAAAAACAAAACACCCUCAGUUGCCUCAGGAGUCUACUGGAUUGACCCAGAUGGUGGCUCCCAUGGAAACGCUUUCCAGGCCUACUGCGACCAACAGACGGACGGGGGAGGAUGGACACUAGUUUGGAGUUACACCUUCACAGAUUACUCGAGCUUUACAAGUAGCAAAAACGCAGUCACACCUCGUCCCACCUGGACAGCCAGCGGUGCUAACACUAGAGUAUCUACAAAAGUUCCACUCAGCGAGACCCACUAUGAAGCAAUGGACUUUACUUUGUGGCGAACCAUUGGUAACCAGGCCUUAAUCAAAAGUAACAUCAACAACUGGAUCACUUGCCAGGAGGGCACUGGUAGCAUAGUGAGACAGAAGGCCGGGUCACUCAGCUGUAAACUGGUUAAACAGGUUUCACAGCAGUGUGCUGGGGUAGUACCAACAUCCUUUGCGUCACGCAGCUACGGGCCUUACCUGUCCAGCAGUAGUUACUACUAUUACUUUGACGGUAAUACAAGGGACAACUUCCCCACGCAUGAUCCAUGUGGUAAAAACCAAGCAAAUCAGUUAACAGGUGUAGCUAAUCCACACGGUAACGUUUUUGUUCGUUAA